Molecule: messenger RNA, 3468 nt
Organism: Paramecium tetraurelia
Lineage: Eukaryota; Ciliophora; Oligohymenophorea; Peniculida; Parameciidae
Exons: 2
Molecular function (GO): GTP binding
Source: RefSeq, a predicted model, not a curated record
AUGAGCAUUUGUGAACAGUGUGUAAAAUUGGAAGAUAAAUUUGUAGACAUAACCAUUAAAUAAGUUGCUUAUUUAAGCUAAUAAAAGAAGUUUAUUCUUUUAACCUAAAAAAAUGAUGUGUAUUUCUUCCUAGAGGAUUAGAAAUAAAUUAUAUAAGCUAUGUGUUCUUCCAAGAAUAAUAAAAAAGAACUUUUAUAAUUUUCAUAGAAUUCUAAAUCAGAAAAAUUGGAAUAAUUAUUAUCAUGCCCUAGUGGAAAAUAUUUUUAUUUUUCUAAUGGUGAAAACUGUUUUAUGUAUGAUAUAAACGGUUUGGAAGUGAGAGAGAUAAGAGUUAAUGGAAAAAUUAAAAUUUUUGAGGAUAAAAGUGAUAUUAUAAUUAUUGAUAACAUCACCAAAAUAGAAUAAAAUAAUAGUGUUAUUGUCUUAGCAAAUGCAAUAAAAUAAAAAACAAUAAAUAAAUUGGGAGAUGAAGAAAAAUAGAUCGUAGGAAAUCCAUCAUUAGAUAUUAUAAAAGGAUCAUGUAUAAAAUUUGGCCCUAAUUCUGUAUUUUUAUCAACAUCGAAAAAGAAGUAGAUUUCUUUUUAAAUAGAUAAAUAAAGAUUCAGUCAGAUAGAAUCAUAUUUCAAUAAAAUAAAUUUAAAUAAUAAUAUAAAUUUAGAUGUUGCGAAACUGUAAUUUUCUGAGAUUAGCUAGUAAGAUCUUCAAAGUAUUAUGUUUUCAAGAGUUCCUUUAUAAUUGUGUACAACUGAAAAUGGUAUUUUGAUCCCUUUGUUUGAUGGAUUUCGCAAAGAAACCUCAACUGAAUAGAAAGUAUGUGUUUAUGAAAAAUCUAAAUAAUUAAGGCUAGGGUUUAUUGAAGAAUUUUUGAUAAAUAAUUAAACUAAUAUUUUUGUAAUAGGAAUUAUUGGAAAAUAAUCAUCCGGGAAAAGCUACCUAUUAAAUAGAGUAUUUGGUACAAGAUUUUCAGUUUCAUCUGCAAGGUGUACCGAUGGUAUAUGGGCAAGUAUUGGGUGGAUCGAAGGCUAAAAAUUUUUAAUCUUAGAUUGUGAAGGUCUAUUUAAUUCAGCAAGAACUAAUUAAGAGGAAGUUCAGAUGUUGGCCUUUUUGACUGCGAUCUGUGAUAUAUCAAUCUUAAAUUCAGAUAUUACUUUCAAUCGCUAUAUGAAUGAUUUGUUUAAUAAUUUAACUAAUGCCUCCUCCUAGUUAAAAGGAGAAACCUUGUUUAAAGGAUAAUUACAUAUAGCUUUAAGAGAUGUUAGCUCUACUGAUAACUCUGGGAUUGAUAAUGAAUUAUUAACUAAUCUUUAUAGACUAAAAUCAUAAGACUCUUAAGAUAUUGUUUUUUUAAAGAAAUUAUUUAAUAAUAACUUUACUGUUGAGAAACUAUUCAAUUUUGAACAUUAAUAAUUUGAUGAAUAAAUAAUAAACCUUCGAUAAUAUUUUUCUAAAAGGGCUUAGACAUCCAAAAGGUGGGAGGAUGGGAGAAAAUUGGUCUAGAUGAUGAAAAUAUUAUUGUGUCAAUUGGAGUUGUCUGAUCAUGGAAAUGCAAAUUUAAUUGAUAUAAAACUUUAGGUUGAGAAAAUAAUUGAGAAUUAAAUAAAGUUAUGGCAUUAAUUCUCAAUUAACUAACCACAAAAUUGUAAACUAGCUUAGUAGGAAUAUGAAUUUCCUGAAAAUUCUGAGGAGAUUAUUUUCUUUAACAGUUCUUUAUUAAAAUAAGUCUAAAAAGAUCUGCAUUUGAACAAUACUAUUUUGAAUCAUAAUGAAAAUUUAAAUUAAAUGGAAAAUGAAAUUCAAAAGUUAAUGAUAUAAAGAAAAGAAUAUAUUUUAGAAUAAACUAAAUAAGAAUUAUAAAAAUAUCAGUAACCUGAAAUAAUUGAAAUUAAAAGUAAAGAAGAAGGAUUAUUAACUAUUUACAUCAAUAAUUAAAUUCAAUAAUAUUAGUUCUGUAAGGAAAAAUGCUCUCAUUGUUAUUUACAAUGCAAUUAAUUCAAGAAUCAUAUCAAAGAAUAAGAAAAAUUGAUAACUACACUUUAAGAAUAAUAAAAGACCUUAGAAAAAGAAAUUGCUGAAACAAGUAUUAAGACAGAUGAUGAAUCACAACAAAUUUAAUAAAGAUUAAUUUAAAUUUCUGAAGAACUUUAAGAAUUGGAUAUCAAUAUUUCUUAGAAAGAGUAAUUAUAAAGAAAAGAAAAAAUAUAUAGUAAAAUAAUAAAAUAAAAUUUGAAAUUAUAAUAAUUUUCAUUUUGUGAUACAUAAAAGAAAUAAGUCAUUCUAGAAAAUUUAGAUUUAAAACAAAUAUAAAAUCAGAAGUUUAGUGUUGAUUUAACAGCUGAAAAUCUUGACAAGAUAAUCAAUGAAAUUAAAAGCAGUCAAGAAAAGAAAAACCAAUAAUUAGAAGAAAAUCUUAUUGUAUUAGAAUAAAUCUAAAAUGAUAUAAAAAUUAAAGAAAAAUUAAUAAAAGACAUAUAAAAUGAAAUACAAAUGAAAUAGGAUAAUCAUGCAAAAUAAUCAUUAUAAAAGGAUGAACUUGAAAAUACCUUGGCUCAUUAAUAAAACGAACUAAAUAUCAUCAAGUAAGAUUAGUAGAAGUUAGAAUAGACCCUAUUAUAAUGGGUAGAUUUCAAAAUAGAAAACCAUAAAUUAAUUGAAUAGUAAAAGUAAAUUGAGGCAAGAUUUUUAGAUGAAGAAAAAAAAGAAUGUAAUAUAAAAAGAUAAAUAACAAUUUUAGAACAAAAAUUAAAUGAUUUUUAAUAACAAAAACUAACAAUCUAUAAAGAAACUGAAUUAUUUGAAGAGUAAAAAGAAAUAAGAAACGAAAAAGACAUGUUACUUAAAGUUUUGAAUGAUUUAUAAAAAUAAAUAGAUAAGAUUGAUAAACUUAGGUCUAUAAAACAACUAUUUCCAAACGUAUCAGCCAUUUAAACAAAAGAAAAAUCGAAAUUAGAAUCUGAGCUUAAAAUCACAAUUGAUUCAGAUCUUGAUUUGAAAUAAAAGGAAAUAGAAGAAACUAAAAGUGCAUAUUAAGAAUAAUUAAAAAAAUAAAAAUUUGAAGAUCUAGAAAUUUUAGAAUAAAUAUAUAAUGAAUAGAAAGAAACAACUUCAAAUUAAUCUUAACUAGAAAAGAUUGUUUAUCAACGUUAUGUCACUCAUAAGUAAUAAGAAAAAAAAGAUUUAAUCGAAGAGUUGGAAAAUUUAAAAGAAAAUGCUUAAAAGAAUUAAUAAAACAUGAACUAAUUGAAAAUUGUUUCAGAAAAUUUGUCCAUUUAUUAAAAGUUAUAAAAUUAAUAAAAAUAAACAGAGAAUUUUAUGAAUGAAAUCAAAGAUUAAUUAAUUAAAAUAAAUAAUAACAAAAGGACUAAUUAUAAUAAGAUCAUUAAUAAUAAAUUGAAUAAAUUGAACUUUUUAAAAAUAACAACAACCUUAUAGAAAUUAACAAAUAAAUAGAAUAAUCAUAAGAAAAUAUGA